Molecule: messenger RNA, 1050 nt
Organism: Cercospora beticola
Lineage: Eukaryota; Fungi; Ascomycota; Dothideomycetes; Mycosphaerellales; Mycosphaerellaceae
Product: hydroxymethylglutaryl-CoA lyase
Biological process (GO): L-leucine catabolic process; ketone body biosynthetic process
Molecular function (GO): hydroxymethylglutaryl-CoA lyase activity
Source: RefSeq, a predicted model, not a curated record
AUGGCUGCCCGAUUGGCGUCGAGUGUGUUGCGGACGGCAAGGACGACGCGGCGACACCGUGGGCCGGUUGCCGUGCGAAGAAGGUCGCACUUGUCAGCACCGCGUCCUGAUGUGACGAUCCUCGAAGUCGGGCCUCGCGAUGGCCUGCAGAACAUCAAGACUCAAGUGCCAACAUCAACGAAAAUCGAGCUCAUACGGCGGCUUGCCAAUACAGGUCUCCGCAACAUUGAAGCAACCUCAUUUGUCUCUCCCAAGUGGGUGCCCCAAUUAGCGGACAGCAAGGAUGUUAUCAAAGAAGCCAAAGCCAUUGGCGAGCCGGUGGGCAUCUGGAUGCCCGUGUUGACCCCAAACAUGAAAGGUCUGGAGUUGGCAGUUGAGAAUGGUGCAAAAGAAGUCGUUGUUUUUGCAUCUGCUUCGGAAGCUUUCAGUAAGGCCAACACGAACUGUACGAUCGAAGAAGCACUGGCACGUUCGGAGGAGAUCGUACAAGCUGCAAAAUCACAUGGCAUUCGAGCUCGUGGAGUGAUCUCAUGCAUCGUGGCGUGCCCGUACGAUGGCCCUACAGAGCCUUCCAAAGUGCUUGAAAUUGCCAGGCGAUUCCUGCAAAUGGGAUGUUAUGAAGUUGGCCUGGGCGACACAAUCGGCGUUGCAACUCCUCACGAUAUUGAAAAGCUGUUGAAAGUACUAUUGACAGAGAUACCUGCCGAGAAGCUGGCCGGACACUACCACGACACGUAUGGACAGGCCAUCGCAAAUGUUGUGAAAUCCUACGAGAUGGGCAUUAGAGCGUUCGACAGCAGUGUUGCCGGCCUUGGUGGGUGUCCUUUUGCCAAGGGUGCAAAGGGGAAUCUCGCGACUGAAGACAUGGUGUACACUUUUGAAAAAGCAGGCAUCAAAACCGGUGUGGACCUACAGCAGCUGGCUGAAAUUGGUGAUUGGAUCGCGCGAGAAGUCAACAUUCCUAACAAUAGUCGAGCUGGCUCAGCCAUCGUGGCAAAGACGCGUUUUACGAAGGAGGCCACUUCCAAGCCGGCCGGCAGACCAAAGUAG